UUUAGGGGAAAAUUUAUUCUGGAACACAAUGGGACCAUUCCAGGAUUAUGAGAAGUCAACACUUAAGUCACCUCGCAGCCGUAUCCCACGUCUGGUACUACACCCGUAUCGCCCAAAAGACAAAAGCUCAGCCAUACCAGAAUUACCAUAUUCAGAAGAAGAGGGGAAAGACUCUGAUCACUCCAAAGGGACCAUCAGCACCAACAGCUUCUCCUCUGAUGACACCGGCUGCCCCACCAGUAAGUCCAUAUCCCCCUCCAAAACCCCGUCCAGUUCAGAGCAGAGCACCCACAGCUCCCCCAUGCUUCCUGAACGCACCACCAAAGUGAAGAGGGUCCGAGUGGUUGCAGGGGGAUGUGGAGAGCUGCACCCCAGAACAAGACAAAAGAGGGAACUACGCUCUGCUAUGAAACACAAAGUUGCCACUUAUUUUGCAGGGAGUGAAGCAGAUUUCAGCUCCUCCAGCAGCACUGGUAGCCCAAAGGCCAGAGAGACCGUUUCCUCAAACUCAGUUGGAAAAAAAACUCCAACUCGCAGCCGGACCACUCGCAUCAGACUACUGCCCAUUUUUAAACCUGCUGGGAGCCCAGUUGCAAACCGUGAUGCAGAGCUGUAUGCCCCCUACGGGACACCCCCCAGAGUGACCUCCUCCAUUAACAGCAGCUGCAACUCAAGCCUCUCCUCAAGAAGAGCCAGCCUGGGUCGGUACCAUUCAUGUGGAGACAACCAUGGUGUCAGACCCCCAAACCCAGAGCAGUACCUCACUCCCCUGCAGCAGAAAGAGGUGGCCAUUAGGCACCUCAGAACCAAACUGCUGGAAUCUGAAAACAGAGUCCAAGACAGAGAAAAUGAAAUUGAAGAGCUGAAGGGGCAGCUGAGUCGGAUGAGAGAAGACUGGAUUGAGGAGGAAUGUCACCGGGUAGAGGCCCAGCUGUCCCUCAAAGAAGCCCGCAAAGAGAUCAAGCAGCUACGUCAAGUGGUGGAGACCAUGAAGAGCAGCCUCAUGGAGAAAGACAAGGGCAUCCAAAAGUACUUUAUCGACAUCAAUAUCCAAAACAGAAAACUAGAGUCUCUUCUUCACAGUAUGGAGUUAGCCCAAAGUGGUAAUAGCAUUGACAAUGAACAGACUUUGGACUUUAUCUGCGAUGGCUCGAAUGGUAGCGGGAAGAAGAUGCUGGGUGUGGUGGAUGUUGAGAUGGAGCAAGGAGCAGAGGCGAUGGCAGACAGUGGACUUCUUGUCAAUGACGAGAUGGCCAACAGAGCGGAUAUUUUAGAGCAAGUAUUCAUGUCCACAGCGGUAGAUUGUAGUCAAGAUACAAGUGGAAAGCUAAGGGUCGAUGGGGCAAUGCUAACCACACUGUCAGAGGUGUCUCCAAGUGACCAAUCUGCUGGGCCUGUAAAUACAGCAUCAACAACUGUAACCCUAUCCCAAAUUGCACCAUGCCAAGAUGACAAGGAGGUUCAGACUGAUCCAAUGUAUUCUGACAUACAAGCCCUACUUCUCCAGCUGCUCAAGUUUCAUGGCGUAACAUUCGAUGAACCCAGUCUAUCAAGUUCAGAGAGUUUACAAGAACUCACAAAUGGCAAUCCACCAUUACCCAACAACAUUUCCCCCAUCAUAGACGAAAACCCAGAUACCUCCACUGAUUCAGGCAUAGGGUCUGCAGAAGCCACAGAGAGCCCAAAGUUCAUGGAAGAAUUAGACUUUGACAGUGGGAGUGAGGAGCAUCGUCUUACUUCUGGACUUGAGGUUGUGGAGAAACGGUACUGGAGCAACAACUUCCUGGUCGACCUGGUGGCAGUGGCAGCUCCAGUCUUGCCUACAGUGGCCUGGAUGUACUCGAGGCACGGGGCGGAUGGGAGUGUGCCAUUUUAUAACAUCGCUGCUCUGAUUAGGGGCUGUUGCAUCAUGGGAUUGCAUUCUCUUCGUCAUGUGGCUAACGGGUCAGGCACUUAAAGGAUUCCUGCAUGCACUAACUAAAAGCACUUCUGCAUCAUUUGUGAAAUUAUCAAACACCUUAAAUCUGCCAGUUAUUUUAAAGCCACUUGACUUUGCACUCUAGUUUCCUUGAAUUAGAUGAACAUGGUGAUAUGGAAGGGAUUAUUUAUAAAUGGUAUUUAUUAUUUAUGUAUAAGCUAAUCAUCUAGGUAGAUGGUUAUGUGUGAUUGUCCUGUACUGUCCCAAAAUGUGUCACAGAUUUUUAGAAUGGGAUAUUUUGAAGGUGAAUGUUUGUGUUGGAAAAGUCACCAGUGGUCACUUUUUGUGUUUUGUUUAAAAGGAAACCUUCAGCCAAAGCUUUAAUGUCAAGUCACUCUUAUUUUGUGAGAAGCAUAUAUUUUUUUCCUCACUGGGAAUAGAGCUUUAUUUUGUACAACCUCUUGUGUAUUGUUCAUAGAUGCUUCAACGCUGAAGACUUGUUGACGUGCCUGAGCUAUGUGCAAUACUGUUGGUAAACGUCAAAUGUCCUUUUUAAUAUUAAAGCAUGAUAAAUAUUACAAACCUGA
This is a messenger RNA of Boleophthalmus pectinirostris (great blue-spotted mudskipper), 2505 nucleotides long. It is a transcript of the gene sybu, whose product is annotated as syntabulin (syntaxin-interacting). Gene Ontology annotation, biological process: synapse maturation; axonal transport of mitochondrion. Bases 29 to 1957 code for a protein of 642 amino acids. The record is from RefSeq and is a predicted model, not a curated record. Gene Ontology annotation, cellular component: cytoplasmic microtubule; vesicle. The transcript has 7 exons. NCBI's taxonomy places the organism in Eukaryota, Metazoa, Chordata, Actinopteri, Gobiiformes, Gobiidae.